This is a messenger RNA of Pseudocercospora fijiensis CIRAD86, 2914 nucleotides long. RefSeq lists its product as uncharacterized. The transcript is spliced from 6 exons. Bases 175 to 2310 code for a protein of 711 amino acids. NCBI's taxonomy places the organism in Eukaryota, Fungi, Ascomycota, Dothideomycetes, Mycosphaerellales, Mycosphaerellaceae. The record is from RefSeq and is a predicted model, not a curated record. Gene Ontology annotation, molecular function: carboxypeptidase activity.
AACAGUUAGAGCAGGCCAAUUCCAGUACCACUGAUGACUAUGCCCAUUGGACGGCCGCACUACCAAACAGAAUAUUGCCUCAAUUGCGCAUUUCGACCAUAGAUUAAUGCGCUCAGCAACCGAUUGGGUGCUUGUUUCACUAAUUACUCGGGUCAGAACAGAGUGACCACCUUGAUGUCGCUUUUCAGGUACGCUGCAUUAGCAGCAGGCUUGUCGAAACUGGCGGGAGUGCAUGGAUGUCAGCAAGAACGGCAUUUCUACAGUGGUCAGCAUACCAAGCGACAAGCUUCGCCGGCUCCAGAACUUACUCCCGACGAAGCACUGAUCAUAGCAUCCUUUGACAACAAUAGCAUCUCUGACUGGUCGUACUACUACACCCACGGCAACCAUCUAGCUGGUCGCAAUCGAAGUCAAGCCCAGUGGACAGCAGAUCGCUGGGCAGAGGCUGGAUUCGAGUCACGCCUCGACAGCUACCACGUCUUUCUCGACUACCCUGUAAGCAAGUCUUUAACCGUGACUUGGCCCAAUGGAACGACAUAUACCCCCAGCCUAGAAGAAGCAGUCCUGGAGGAGGAUGAUGUAACGGGGUGGGAGAAUCGCAUUCCAACUUUUCAUGGGUACUCGUUCAGCGGCAGUGCCACCGCGGAAUAUGUUUACGUUGGCCGCGGUCAGAAAGUCGACUUUGAACGACUGGUUGCGCUUGGCGUGCCUCUUGAAGGCAAGAUUGCAUUGUCACGAUAUGGUGGGCCGUUCCGGGGCUUGAAAGUCAAGAACGCGCAAGACUAUGGCAUGAUUGGUGCCGUGCUUUUCACCGACCCAGGAGACGACGGCAAUGUCACUGUUGCUAAGGGUGUUGCGGCUUACCCGGAUGGCCCUGCACGUAAUCCAACAUCGGUACAGCGUGGCAGCGUACAAUUUUUGUCCACCUACCCAGGAGAUCCUACGACCCCUGGAUAUCCUUCCAGGGAAGACUCACCACGCUCAGACAAAAGUGCUGUUACUCCGCAGAUUCCCAGCAUACCGAUUUCAUACGCCGAGGUGCAGCCUAUUCUGGCGGCACUGGACGGCUAUGGUACUCCAGGAGCAGAGGUCAAUCGUUCUCUAUGGAUCGGCGCCUUGAAUGCAACCUACUCUACUGGGCCAGCACCAGGCCUUACAAUCGACAUGAGCAACCUGAUGGAAGACACCUACACCGACAUUUGGAACGCAAUUGGCAUCAUAAAUGGCACAAACAGUGACGAGACAAUCAUCAUUGGGAACCAUCGCGAUGCGUGGAUCAUUGGCGGCGCUGCAGAUCCAAACUCGGGAACGGCUAUCAUCGUCGAGCUUGGGCGAGUCCUCGGAAAGCUCGUCUCUCAGGGCUGGCAGCCGAAGCGCAACAUUGUUCUUUGCUCAUGGGAUGCCGAGGAGUAUGGUCUUGUUGGGUCUACCGAGUGGGUUGAAGAAUACAUCCCAUGGAUCAAGGAUACUGUGGUAUCGUAUCUCAACAUUGAUGUCGGCGCCAGUGGGCCUCAUCCGGAUAUCUCUGGCUCGCCUGAACUGCAUGAAAUCGCCAAGGAGACAAUGAAAAAGGUGAUCUGGCCGGCGAUGGGUGGGAAUGACACGAUGUACGAUGUCUGGAUGGAUGACACUAGAGGUGAGGUCGGGGUACUUGGAAGUGGUAGCGACUACACCGCUUUUGUCCAUCGUGGCAUCGCUUCUAUCGAUGUCCAUUCUUCCCAAGGUCCAGGCGACCCUAUCUACCAUUAUCAUAGCAAUUACGACAGCUACCACUGGAUGGCGAACUUUGGUGAUCCUGGCUUCCUCGUCCACAAAGCAAUGGGCCAAUACCUUUCUCUAAUGGCAUACCAUCUGGCGAGUGACGAUCUCCUGCCACUACAACCACUUAACUAUGCCGACCAGAUGGACGUUUACUACCAAAAUCUGCAGUACGCCAUCGGCAACGCGACUCAAGGGGACUCACUUGACACAUCUGCGCUGCGCUCCGCCAUCGAUACCUUCCGCGUCCAAGCGACUGAAGCUGCCGAUCUCGCAACUCGAGCAGUGGAUGGCAAUGAUGAAGCCUUGUUGCAGCUCGUCAACGGCAAGUAUCGCGACUUUCAACGCGGCUUCGCUUCACAGGGUGGUCUGCCGACAAGAGAAUUCUACCAGCAUUUGAUUUUUGCUCCGGGUCUGGACACCGGCUACGCUCCUGUUACAUUUCCUGCCAUCACGGAGGCUGUCGACGCGGGAAAUUUCUCUUUGGCACAAGAGUGGGUUGGGAAGACUGCGAAGGCUAUCCAGGUUGCUGGUGAGAUUUUGAGGACUUAGGUUUUCGGCUUGAUGGAUGUAGGCUUUGAGUUUGCGAGACGGAAUGGAAUGGUUUGCACUUUGAAGAUAGAAUAGUAGGAUUCUGUGACGGGCAAAACAGGGUACUCGCGGACAGAUCCACUCCUUGAUCAUCAACAAACAACAACAUCGAUCAGAUUCGAUCCUCAUGAACAUCAUAACCCAUAAGCACAGCAUUCACGGCAUCAUCACUUCUGUGUUGCCCUGCGCGAGGAGCGCGAGGCCAGAGAGGAAGAUUUUGGCGAGCCUGAAUUUGACAAGGAUGUCACGAACGUCUGGAGCAAUAUCUGGCCCGCUGUCGAAGGCAAGAAGUCAACGAGGCCUGAGGCACUGUACGCGAGAUUCCGGCGAAGAGCUUCGGGCAGCUCGAAACUUACCAAGGAAUAUAUACAGCCUGAUACGCUGAUCCCGCACCCACGCAGCCUAUAGAUUGGAGAAGAGUCUUGCUCGUUCCAAUCAAGUACAAGUUCGGAGAAAUGGUCUAGUGGUUGGGCACAGGCGCCUCGAAUCGUUAGAGGUGGGCAAUUCGUUCGCCCAUGCUUCAUUCAUUGAUAAUCGGCAUGUUCUGGAUGUGCGUUCGAUUCGC